Messenger RNA from Mauremys reevesii (Reeves's turtle), 830 nucleotides. RefSeq names its product maestro heat-like repeat family member 5. NCBI's taxonomy places the organism in Eukaryota, Metazoa, Chordata, Testudines, Geoemydidae. Gene Ontology annotation, cellular component: cytoplasm. Bases 234 to 830 code for a protein of 198 amino acids. The record is from RefSeq and is a predicted model, not a curated record. The transcript is spliced from 8 exons.
CCCAACGGAAGAGUUGGCGAAAGAGCCCACAGCGGAAGCAGGAGCUGUGUGUGCCUCAGCCCUUCCGUGCCGAUUCACCAGUCUAUUGUAACGCCUGCUUGAGGAGGCUAGACUGGGAGCACAAAGAGGCCCUGGACUACAUCAACGCCUUUCUAACGAGCAAUGAACAGGACGAGGCCAAGAACCUCAAGUUCUUGGAUUCCAUCAGCAGCCUCAGAAGCCUGCCUGCUUUUAUGGACCAAGUCCUGCUAGUAGAGAAGAUAACGGAGCUGAUUGAUCACGAGUCCGUCGACUCCCUGACCGGCGUGAUGCGUCAGCAAGCAAUGCUCGCCAUCAUGAAGCUGAGCAAAGUGAAGCUAUCGGUGUGGCUCCUGACACGACCCAGGCUGCUCACCACCUGCUUCUCCAGCAUCUUCUCCCUGCCUCCAGCACACACCAUGGAGGAGGUGGAGGCUGCUCUCUACACCAAAACGCUGAAAACCAUGGAUGAGAUGCUGAAGGCCUUGGUGUGUGAGGAUAAGGAGCCCAACCUUGUGGUGCUGCAAAACAUCGUGAAGGUCCUGCUCCCCUGGACCACAUCCAAGGAGGUACAUGAGCGGUUGAGGGCAGUGGGAAGGAUCAGGUGGCUGAUGGAAUUCAUGGGGUCUCAGUGCAAAUUCCAGGAAGUGGAGGAGUUCAGCGUCCUGGGCCAGCUGGUGGGGUGUCUCACUCUGUGCCGUGCGGAGCAGGAGCAGGAGAUCUGCCAAUCGGCUGUGGAGGGACUUAGCCACCUCUACUCCUUCAUGCUGCAUCUAAAAUGUAAGAGCACUGGAGACCCUUGUCCUUCCUAA